UGCUGGCGGCGGCGGCGGCGGCGGCGCGGGGAGCUCGGGCUCCAGACGUGAAGUCCGGUGGAGCGAGCGAGGCAGCGAGGGAGGCAGCGAGAGAGAAGGAAGCGAGGCGGCGGGAGCCCCGCGCCCAGCCGCAGCCCGUGCUCGGCGCACAGCGGGCCCGGGCAUCCCCGGGCGGGUGCCUGCGCGGGGCCUCGCCUUGGCGUGGGGCACCCGCAGUGCCGCCCGCCAGCCCGCCCGAGCGCCAGGCUCGUAGGAGCCCGGUUUUCACUUCCUCUCGCCUCCGCCCGCCUCCCCGGCUCUCCAGCUGGCGUCGCCAACCGCCUCCUCGUCCCAGGCCAUCGCUGUCGCCGCUGCAACCCAGGACGUACACUCUUCCACUUUCCCGCUGGAGGCGCGGAGGAUGUCCCUUGCACCACACCCGGAGAAAUAGACCCCCGGGCCCGCCAGGAAGCGCCUUGGUGGCGAGAAAGAAAAUCCAGUCUCUGCUUUCCUUGAUGCCACUGCAGCAGCUGGCAGCUGGGAAGGUGCCCCCAGAGCGGGCGCACGAAGCGGGACGCGGGAGUCACAGAGACAGAGACCCCAGGCGCCUGCUGGGCUCCGCUGGCAGAGUUUGCAAGUGGCUGAGACCCUCAGGUGACAGCCCUGAGCCCGAAUGCUUGACCGGAUGAAAGCCCGCUAGCUUCUGUUUCUGCCAGGUGGACACGCUGAGCUUGGUCCCCAGCUGGGGAAGAGGCCAGACACGGCCCUCAGUGAAAUAAUCCAGCCCCUAUAGGCCUGAGCAACUGAGAAAGGGCGAGAAGCGAACUCCAGCUGCUGGUGAAGCCUCCCAAAAUCCUCCUCCGAUGGCUAUUUUCAAAGUUCUUUGGGAACGCUGAGACAAAGAACAAGAUGUAGGAAAAUGGGACCAACUGCUGCGUGGCCCGAGCCUCAGAACCCCUGUCAUGGCCCAAAGAAGCUCUCCUUGGCUCCGGGAGGGCUGGUGAACUCUGUCCUCUAUUCUCUUGGCUUCAGCCAGGCAUUGGACUUGCCCUUCUGCUCAGAUCUUGGCAGUCACCUUCACAGACGGAUUAAGACUGAAGACCCCCAGGGGCUCCAUCCCUAAGGGAAGCUUGAGAAGCAGAGCCCUGCCUCCAUUCCCUCCCUGGAUCACACCCCUCAGCCCCCAGCGGAGCCGAAACGAUCCAGUCCGGAAUGAUCCCGCUAUGGCCAAGCUCUGGUUCAAAUUCCAGCGGUACUUCCGCAGGAAACCUGUACGUUUCUUUACCUUCCUGGUGCUCUACCUGACAGCUGGGAGCCUCGUCUUCCUUCACUCUGGUUUUGUGGGUCAGCCUGCUGUCUCCCAGAACCAGGCCAACCCCGCUGCGGGGGCCCCAGUGGAGGGCGCUGAGCUGCCCUUUUUGGGUGACUUAAAUCUGGGCAGAGCCUUCCGGGAUACAGGUGAAACCUCGAGCAUCGCCCGCAGGUAUGGACCCUGGUUCAAGGGCAAGGACGGGAAUGAGAGAGCCAAGCUGGUGGACUACGGGGGAGCCUGGAGCCGGGCCCUCAAGGGGAGGGUCAUUCGGGAGAAGGAGGAGGAGCGAGCUAAGUACAUCGGCUGCUACCUGGAUGACACCCAGAGCCGGGCCCUUCGAGGCGUGUCCUUUUUCGACUACAAAAAGAUGACCGUCUUCCGUUGCCAGGACAACUGUGCAGAACGGGGUUACCUGUAUGCUGGGCUGGAGUUCGGCGCCGAGUGCUACUGUGGCCACAAGAUCCAGGCGACAAACGUGAGCGAGGCGGAGUGUGACAUGGACUGCAAGGGCGAGCGGGGCAGCGUGUGCGGUGGCGCCAACCGCCUCUCCGUCUACCGGCUGCAGCUGGCCCAGGAGUCAGCCCGCAGGUAUGGAAGUGCAGUCUUCCGAGGCUGCUUCCGCAGGCCCGACAACCUCUCCCUGGCCUUGCCCGUGACGGCUGCCAUGCCCAACAUGUCUGUGGACAAGUGUGUGGACCUUUGCACAGAGAAGGAGUACCCACUGGCAGCCCUUGCGGGCACCGCCUGCCACUGUGGCUUCCCCACUACGCGAUUUCCCCUCCACGAGAGAGAGGACGAACAGCUCUGUGCCCAGAAGUGCAGCGCGGAGGAGUUUGAGAGCUGCGGGACACCCAGUUACUUCAUUGUGUAUCAGACGCAGGUCCAAGACAACCGCUGCAUGGACAGAAGGUUCCUUCCAGCCAAGUCCAAGCAGCUCAUCGCUCUGGCCAGCUUCCCAGGUGCCGGCAACACGUGGGCUCGCCACCUCAUCGAGCUGGCCACCGGCUUCUACACCGGCAGCUACUACUUCGACGGUUCUCUCUACAACAAAGGGUUUAAAGGUGAGCGGGACCACUGGCGCAGCGGGAGGACCAUCUGCAUCAAGACGCAUGAGAGUGGCCAGAAGGAGAUCGAGGCCUUCGACGCGGCCAUCCUGCUCAUCCGCAACCCCUACAAGGCCCUCAUGGCGGAGUUCAACCGCAAGUAUGGCGGACACAUCGGCUUCGCUGCCCACGCCCAUUGGAAGGGCAAAGAGUGGCCAGAGUUCGUAAGGAACUACGCCCCGUGGUGGGCCACGCACACACUGGACUGGCUCAAGUUCGGCAAGAAGGUGCUGGUGGUGCACUUUGAGGAUCUGAAGCAGGACCUCUUCGUCCAGCUGGGCCGGAUGGUCGGGCUGCUGGGUGUGGCUGUCAGGGAGGACCGACUGCUGUGUGUGGAGAGCCAGAAGGACGGCAACUUCAAGCGCUCGGGGCUCCGGAAGCUGGAGUACGACCCCUACACGGCGGACAUGCAGAAGACCAUCUCUGCCUACAUCAAGACGGUGGAUGCAGCCCUUAAAGGGAGGAACCUCACGGGCGUUCCCGACGACUACUACCCCAGAUGAUGGGUCGGAGCGGGGCGGGGAGCUGGCAGUCCAGACCGAGCAGGCCCUGGGGACUCCAGACCCCUGGGGGCCCACACCCAUCAGUCCCCUCUUCGAUUUGGGGACAAUCCCCAUGGCUGCUGUUGCCUUUCGCUGAGUUUCCUGCAUGACAGAGGAGGCUCAAGUGAAGAGACUGUGCAGGCACGCCCCGCCUACUCACACCGCGCCCCCAGAGAUGGAGGGGGCAACUGGGUUAGGGAGCUCUAGCCACGUGGACCCUUCUCUGUCUCCCGUGUCCCUGUGCCCACCACUCUGGGCUCCACUUGUGGGAAGGAGAGCUGAUGGGUGUCCCAGAGACAAGGGUGCCCCACCGCAGGUGUUGAGGACCCUGGUGCAAGAGCUAAAGAGAAUGACAUGGAAAAAUGUGGCCCAGACUCUGCUCCGUGCUGAGCUGAGCACUCGUAGCUUCCCCGUCUCUGCCCCGCCCAGGAAGCACUGACGCCAGGGUUUAUCCCAGCCACUUCUGUUUGAAGAAAGAUUGCUGGGAAGUUUCUCUGCGGCCUUAGGUUUCUGACAUUCUGGGUGGGUCAGGGAAGCAAUGGUGCUCAGAACAGGUUAACUGGGGCCACCGCGUGGGGUCACUGACAUCCCAAUCCACCCCCCUACCAGGUCACAGUGCUCCUGAGAAAUGACCCGGUUCCUGUCCACCUCGAGGGCUGGAAUUUUUCCCUUUCUUCCCCAGCUGUAUCCAGGUGGUGGCCCACUUCCAGGGUCCUCAGGAACCAACCAUUAUCUCACCGGGACGGCCACAAGCCACAUGCAGAAUCUGAGCGAGAAUGAGAGCUCUGGUAACACACCUCCCCACCGUGGGGUCCAACACGUUGAUCUGACACUGCCCUUCUGACCCCUACCAGUAGGUCCCUUGCUAUCCAGGAGAGAGAACAAGAGUGCUCCAAAUCAGGUGGAACCCUGAGCGAAAGGGACCCCCACUACCUUCCCAGACCAUAGACCUCCCUUUGGUCAUAGGCCAGCUUCUCUUAGGGGGUUAAGGAACGGGGUGAGUGGGGUGGUGGUUCAUGUCCAUACAAACGCUGCUCUUUUGAUGCUGAGACAUCAAACCAAAGGAUUCCCAAGGACCUGAAUCACUGAUCAUCUAUCUCAGAAAGCAUUGAGAUCAAGGAGCCCAUCUCUCCCCGCCACCUUGGGUACAGUGAUUUCACAUCCAGCCCACAUGUGUGCACCUACACCAUCCCCCCACCAUGUAGGUGCAGAAGCCAUAGGUCACAGCUCUUUGCUAGUCUGUCUGGAGCAGCCCCCCAAGCAGCCACCUCUGAAGCCUUGGGGUGCAAAUAAAUGCUCAUUCCCAGAUAGCCAAGGGACUGUGGAGAAGGCGAGUGUAAAGAGAUAUAUUUUUCUAAGAGGAAUAUGACUAAUACAUUCCACCCCUUUGAACGUGGCCAUGCAAAGAGAAGGGCCAGGGGAUUGGACCUGUGGUUCUCUUCCCUGAGCCCCUCAUCUGUAGGAUUCGGGCCACCCCGGGGCCCAGCCAGGGGGCUCUGAAUGUAUUUUGUACCGUGUUUCUUUCCCCCAGGCAAAUUUCUAGUCUUCUUUCACGAAGCAGUUAGAGGGCUUGGCCUCCCUUCCCUCUUAGAGGUCAGCUCUCUCUGGGAGACUCUGGCCCAAGACCUGGGCCAGUUCUUUGCUGGUGGUCACCUCAGGCCACCAGCCUCUGUCUGAAGAUUCCUCAGGUCAACACCAUCAUUAAAAACAAGUUUUGUUGAUAAUUCUA
Messenger RNA from Globicephala melas (long-finned pilot whale), 4665 nucleotides. RefSeq names its product WSC domain containing 2 (gene WSCD2). NCBI's taxonomy places the organism in Eukaryota, Metazoa, Chordata, Mammalia, Artiodactyla, Delphinidae. The record is from RefSeq and is a predicted model, not a curated record.